Messenger RNA from Lontra canadensis (Northern American river otter), 3060 nucleotides. RefSeq names its product caspase recruitment domain family member 14 (gene CARD14). The transcript has 20 exons. The coding region runs from base 1 to 3003 and encodes 1000 amino acids. Lineage: Eukaryota; Metazoa; Chordata; Mammalia; Carnivora; Mustelidae. Gene Ontology annotation, molecular function: protein binding. The record is from RefSeq and is a predicted model, not a curated record. Gene Ontology annotation, biological process: regulation of apoptotic process.
AUGGCGGAGCUGCGCCGGACGGAGUCCACGCUGACCGCGCUGGACGAGGACGCGCUAUGGGAGCUGCUGGAGAGCCACCGCCACAAGAUUGUGCGUAGCAUCUGCCCCAGCCGCCUCACCCCCUACCUGCGCCAGGCCAAGGUGCUGGACCAGCUGGACGAGGAGGAGGUGCUCCACGGCCCCAGGUUCACCAACACCGUCAUGAGAGUCGGGCACUUGCUGGAUUUGCUGAAGACGCGAGGGAAGAACGGAGCCAUUGCCUUCCUGGAGAGCCUGAAGUUCCACAACCCGGACAUCUACACCCUGGUCACCGGGCUGCAGCCCAAGGUGGACUUCAGCAACUUCAGUGGGCUCAUGGAGACGUCCAAGCUGACCGAGUGCCUGGCCGGGGCCAUCAGCAGCCUGCAGGAGGAGCUAAGCCAGGAGAAGGGGCAGAAGGAGGCCCUGCUGCGGCGUUGCCAGCAGCUCCAGGAGCACCUGGGCCAGGCCGAGGCCCGCGUCCAGAGCCUGGGCCAGAUGGAAGCCGACCACGACCGCAUGAAGCGCGAGGUCAGCGCCCACUUCCACGAGGUGCUGAAGCUCAAGGACGAGAUGCUCGGUCUGUCCCUGCACUACAGCAACGCGCUGCGGGAGAAGGAGCUGGCCGCCACGCGCUGCCGAAGCCUGCAGGAGGAGCUCUACCUGACCAAGCAGGAGCUGCAGCGCGAGAAGAUGUCUUCCUGCCACGCGCGAGAAUUGCGGGGGCGGUCCCCGCAGAUGGCUGGGGACCUGGAGCCCGGGGACAAGGCGCUGAGCCGCCUGAAGGAGGAGAAUGAGAAGCUCCGGUCGCUGACGUUCAGCCUGGCGGAGAAGGACAUCCUGGAGCAGAACCUGGACGAGGCCCUGGAGAGCAAGCAGGAGCUGGUGGACCGCAUCCACUCUCUGAGGGAGCGGGCCGUGGCCGCUGAGAGGCAGCGCAAGCAGUACUGGGAAGAGAAGGAGCAGACCCUACUCCAGUUCCAGAGGACGAAGGUGGACUGUGACAUCUACAAGGAGAAGGUGAACGCCCUGCGGGGUCAGCUCCAGCAGCUGCAGAAGGAGCGAGACCAGGCCUACUCCGCCCGGGACGCCGCCCAGAUGGAGAUUGCUCAGAACCUGGCGGAGAAGGACUCCCUCCGCAGAGAAGUGUUCGAGCUGACGGACCACGUCUGUGAACUGCGCCAGCAGCUCCGCAGGCCGGCCGAGUCCCCCCAGGGGCCUGAGCAGGAAGCCGGAGCCAGGGAGCCGGGUCUGAGGGGGAAGCAGCCGCUCGUGCGUAUGUUCGCCAUCUGCCCGCGGGAUGACAGUGACGACAGCAGCCCCAGCUCCACUGAGCUCUGCUCUGACCUCAACGCCACGUGCAACCGCGAGCUGGUGGACAGCUUCCGCUCCAGCAGCCCCCUGCCUCCCAGUCCACAGUCCCUGUACAAGCGGGCGGCAGAGGACUUCCGGGAAGACCCCUGGUCUCUUAGUGGUUUCCUAGAAAUCCGGCAGGUGGACCAAGGACUCUCCCGGGGGGUGAAGGCAGUGGAUGCCGACCUGGAUUAUGAGAUUGUAGACAGAGCAGACCUUCCUGAGUGUGAGAGCAGCGUGCAGCCCUGCAACGGGGGUCUCACCACCUCAUCCAGCAGCGUCCCAGUGCGGAGGAGGCUGGCCCGCAAGAUCCUGAGCCAGGUCACCGUGCUGGCCUUCCAGGGGGACGCGUUGCUGGAGCAGAUAAGCGUCAUUGGUGGCAACCACACGGGCAUCUUCAUUCACCGGGUCACCCCUGGCUCGCCGGCGGACGAGAUGGCCUUGCGCCCGGGCACCCAGAUCAUGAUGGUGGAUUACGAAGCAACAGAGCCCUCGUUCAAGGCCACCUUGGAGGACACGACCCUGGAGCAAGCUGUCGGGCUCCUGCAGAGGGUGAACGGCUUCUGCUGCCUGUCUGUGAAGGUCAACACGGAGGGUUAUAGGAGGUUGGUCCAGGACCUGGAGGCCAACGUGGUGACCUCAGGGGACUCCUUCUACAUCCGGGUGAACCUGGCCAUGGAGGCGCGGGCGGAGGGGGAGCUGCGGGUGCGAUGCAGUGAUGUCCUGCACGUCAGCGACACCCUGUUCCAGGGCCGCGGCUGCUGGCGCGCCCACCGCGUGGGCCCCUACAGCACAAAGGGUGUGGAGCAUGGCACCAUUCCCAACUACGCCCGGGCUCAGCAGCUGCUCAUCGCUCUCAUCCAGGACAUGGCUCAGCAAAGCACCGCCGGCCGCAAGCAGUCUUCCGGGGGACCCCAGAAGCUGGUCCGCAUCAUCAGUGUGGACAGAACCAAGGCCAGCCCUCUGUGCUCAUCCUUCAAUGGGGCCCUGUGGGAGCCCAGCAAGCUGGAAGAGCCCUCCACUGCGUGCUUCUGGGCCGAGAGUUGCUUCACCCUGGUGCCCUACACCCUGGUGCACCCCCACAGGCCCAGCCAGCCCCGGCCAGUGAUCUUGGUGCCCAGGGUUGUCGGGAAGAUCCUCAGCGAGAAGCUGUGCCUCCUCCAAGGGUUUAAGAAAUGCCCAGCAGAGUACUUGAGCCAGGAGGAAUACGAUGCCUCGAGUCAGAGAGGGGACAUCAUCCAGGAGAGGGAGGCAUCCGGUGGCCGCUACUGCGUGACCCGCCGGGCUGUCGAGUCCCUCAUGGAAAAGAACACCCACGCCCUCUUGGACGUCCGGCUGGACAGCAUCUGUGCCCUGCACGGGAUGGAGAUCUUCCCCAUCAUCAUCCACAUCCCCAUCAACGAGAGAGCAGCAAAGAAAUUCAAGAAGGCCUUGCAGCGGCUCGGCACGUCGGAGGAGCAGCUCCUGGAGGCGGGCAGGCAGGAGGAGGCCGCGCUGGACAGAGCGCCCUGUCUGUACGGCAGCCUGGCCCCCGACGGCUGGAAUGACCUGGAGACGCUGCUCGGCUGCGUCCGCUCCGCCAUCGGGGACGAGCAGAAGAAGGUCGUGUGGACGGAGCAGAGCCCCCGCUGACGGCACCGGAGCCCUUCCAGGGGCCGCGGGGACCUCUGAGUCCCUGCGAUUUGAGCU